AUGAUUGCAACUGGUGGGCUCCUGAGGAUUAACGCACGACGGCAGGACUCACUGAGGUCCAAACCACACAAAUCACAUGCACAAAAGAAGAAGAAGAGGCAAAGGAGGAGUGAGGUGGUGGUAGUGAAGGGGAAGCUGAAGCUGUGUUCUCUCUCUGGUCUGGUGGCGACACUUGGUGUCCUGGUUCUGCUGGUGGGCGUGGCCAUGGCAGCUCUGGGCUACUGGCCUCGUGAAGGAUUUUUCUUCAGCAUUCAGCCACAGGAGGGCGCUGCAAGGGGAGCAGAGAUCGGGGAAGGGCUGAAAGGAGAACCAGGAGGGCACAGAGGAGAUGGAGAUUGUGAUUUUAACCAAACCAACAAUGCCAAUGGAACAAUGCAACCAUCUCCACGGGGUUUUUUUGAAGAUUUUCUGGACAGGUAUCUGUACUCUGACAUGCUGAAGGUGAUGGGACCUCUCAUCAUGGGCAUUGGGAUCUUCCUCUUCAUUUGUGCCAAUGCUGUACUUCAUGAGAACCGGGACAGGAAGACAAAGGUCAUCAGCCUGCGGGAUAUCUACUCAACUGUCAUCGACCUCCACGGCUCCUCUUCAGGUUCUGCCCACCGCUUGACAGCCAAUCCUAUCCAUGGCCUGGUCAACUAUGUCCAGUCCAGUAGCCUGGAGGUGAAGCCGCGGGCAUACCCAUCAUCCCUGUCAAAAUCCAAGGCCUUUGGUGUCCCGCCGGAGAUCCACUGUGACUACUGGUGCCAGGUUUUCUGCAGAGAGGUGCCUGGAGGCUCCCAGGCCAUGCUUCUCCUCUCCUGCUCCUCCCUCAACCCCUCACACCCAUCAAUCUCCUCACUGUCUCAAAUUAUCUACUGCUCCUCCUCCUCACUGGCCCUACCCAUCAGGAGGCAGAGCCUGCCAACCACCAGCCUCUUCACAGAUGAUGCAGGACGAGUCCAAGGAACACCUGCCAGUAAGUUCACAACAUCAGCUGAUGGCUUCACAGAGGAACUUCCAUCCUGA
This is a messenger RNA of Salarias fasciatus (jewelled blenny), 1005 nucleotides long. RefSeq names its product transmembrane protein 200C-like. The transcript has 6 exons. Bases 1 to 1005 code for a protein of 334 amino acids. The record is from RefSeq and is a predicted model, not a curated record. NCBI's taxonomy places the organism in Eukaryota, Metazoa, Chordata, Actinopteri, Blenniiformes, Blenniidae.